CCUUGGUCUGGCUCACCUUCGCAGCUCCGGUAAUUUGCUGCAUGCAGGUCGAAAUAAGCACCGUUGAGCUUCGGAGACAGGACACGCAAACUUGUUCGCACAGUCUCAAGAGUUCUUAACAAUUAUCGGCGACAAACUAAACGUAAUUUUUAUCCCAGGAGUCAAAUGGACUGGAAAACAUCGGUUUUGUCUUCCCAGGGGGAUAGAUAGAUAGGAGUAUGACUCCAAAAAAUAAACAAGGACUACGUACUGCUGAUAUUUAAAGCAAGGCGCGCUUAUACGUCAGGUGAAGUCGAUUUUGCCAUGUGCAACAACCCACACAGAGGAAGUAUGAGUUAUUUUCAGCGGCCAGCCUGAUUUUAGACAAAAGUGAACUUUGUUACCGUCUUCGCUGCAUCGGAAAAGUGAUGGAGAUCUUUAUUGACUGCUUUGUGUCAACCGGUCCAGGCAUAUUGCAUAUUGGCAAUCGAGGAUGAGUGGUUUGUCAACAGGCAUUUAAACAUUUUUGAAGGAUAUAAAUCCCAAAACAUUCACGUGGAUAUCGCUAAGCUCCGCAAGCACACCAAGUGAAGUGGAUAUUUCAGAGAUGACUGUUGGAGUAGGAUUUUGCCUCAUUUUUCUGUCCCUGAAGCUCCACUUCUCAGCUUCAACUCAGAGUAAUCACGUUGUGCUGUUAGACACCACCUCUGUACUUGGAGAAUUGGGUUGGAAAAUGUAUCCCAUUAAUGGGUGGGAUGCCAUUACUGAGAUGGAUGAGCACAACAGACCCAUACACACCUUCCAGGUGUGCCACGUGAUGGAGCCCAACCAGAACAACUGGCUGCGCUCCAACUGGAUCUUCCGCGAGGCCGCGCAGAAGGUCUACGUGGAGCUACGCUUCACGCUGCGCGACUGCAACAGCAUCCCGUGGGUCUCGGGCACCUGCAAAGAGACCUUCAACUUGUUCUACAUGGAGAGUGAUGAGGCCCACGGCAUCAAGUUCAAGUCUAGCCAGUACACUAAGAUUGACACCAUCGCAGCCGAUGAGAGCUUCACACAGAUGGACCUUGGGGACCGCAUCCUCAAGCUCAACACUGAAGUGCGUGAGGUGGGGCCCAUCACCAGGAAAGGCUUCUAUCUUGCCUUCCAGGACAUCGGGGCCUGCAUCGCUCUGGUGUCCGUCAGGGUCUACUACAAAAAGUGUCCUUUCACCUUCCGGAACCUAGCCACCUUCCCAGACACCAUCCCGAGAGUGGACUCGUCCUCGCUUGUGGAGGUGCGUGGCGCAUGUGUGACAAAUGCCGAGGAGCGAGACCCACCCAAACUGUACUGCGGGGCAGAUGGCGACUGGCUCGUUCCCCUCGGCCGCUGUGUGUGCAGUGUGGGCUAUGAGGAGUUGGAUGGAGCCUGCAUUGCUUGUCGGCCAGGCUUCUACAAGGCUUUUGCUGGGAAUAUCAAGUGUGCUAAGUGUCCCCCACACAGUUACAGUUAUGAUGAUGGGUCCCAGUUGUGCUACUGUGAGAAAGGCUACUUCAGGGCAGAUAAAGACCCCCCCUCAAUGGCAUGCACUCGGCCUCCUUCUCCCCCGAGGAACGUAGUGUUCAACAUCAACGAGACCUCUCUCUUCCUGGAGUGGAGCCCGCCGAGCGACACGGGCGGCCGGAAGGACUUGACCUACAACGUCCUGUGCAAGCGCUGCGGGCCAGAUCAGCAGCACUGCGAGCUGUGUGGGGGGGAGCUGCGCUUCGUGCCACGUCCACAGGGCCUGACCAACGCCUCCAUCACCGUGCUGGACUUCACCGCCCACGCCAACUACACCUUCGAGAUCGAGUCCCAGAACGGCGUGUCCGACCUCAGCUCCUUCCCCAGGCCUGUGGCUGCCAUCACCAUCAGCACCGACCAAGGGGGUCCCUCUCUGGUGGGCAUGGUGCAGAAGGACUGGGCGUCCCAGAACAGUAUCGCCCUCUCCUGGAAAGAAGCGGAACAGCCCUUGUUGCCCGUGCUGGACUAUGAGAUCAAGUACUAUGAAAAGGAGCACGAACAGCUCAGCUACUCCUCCACGCGCAGCAAGGUGCCCAGUGUCAUCAUCGCCGGACUCAAGCCGUCCACCAUCUACGUCUUCCACAUCCGCGCGCGGACCCCCGCCGGCUACACCAGCUACAGCCCCAAGUUUGAGUUUGAGACGGGAGACGAAGCUUCAGACAUGGCCGCUGACCAGGGCCAGGUGUUGGUCAUUGUCACAGCUUCCGUCGGCGGCUUCACCCUGCUGGUCAUCCUGACACUGUUCUUACUCAUCACAGGACGGUGUCAGUGGUACAUAAAAGCCAAGAUGAAGUCGGAUGACAAGCGGAGGGCUCAGUAUCAGAAUGGUCAUGUAGUGCCUUUCCCUGGUAUAAAGACAUACAUCGAUCCCGACACCUAUGAGGAUCCCACCCAGGCUGUGCAUGAAUUUGCCAAAGAGAUUGACACGUCACGCAUUCGCAUUGAGCGAGUGAUUGGUGCAGGUGAAUUCGGGGAGGUGUGCAGCGGGCGCCUGCGCACCCCGGGGAAGAAGGAGAUCCCUGUGGCCAUCAAGACGCUGAAGGGGGGCUACGUGGAGCGCCAGAGAAAGGACUUCCUCCGGGAGGCCAGCAUCAUGGGACAGUUUGACCACCCCAACAUCAUCAGGCUGGAGGGCGUGGUGACAAAAAGUCGGCCCGUGAUGAUCGUGGUGGAGUACAUGGAAAAUGGCUCCUUAGAUUCUUUCCUGAGAAAGCAUGAUGGGCACUUCACCGUCAUCCAGCUGGUGGGGAUGCUGCGUGGCAUCGCCUCGGGCAUGAAAUACCUCUCAGACAUGGGCUACGUCCACAGAGAUCUGGCCGCCCGCAACAUCUUGGUCAACAGCAACCUGGUGUGUAAAGUGUCUGACUUCGGCCUGUCCAGGGUGCUGGAGGACGACCCCGAGGCUGCCUACACAACCACUGGAGGGAAAAUCCCCAUAAGGUGGACUGCACCAGAAGCCAUCGCCUACAGGAAGUUCUCGUCAGCCAGCGAUGCUUGGAGCUAUGGCAUUGUCAUGUGGGAGGUGAUGUCAUAUGGAGAACGGCCUUACUGGGAGAUGUCCAACCAGGAUGUGAUCCUGUCCAUAGAGGAGGGCUACCGGCUGCCCGCCCCCAUGGGCUGCCCCGUGGCACUGCACCAGCUCAUGUUGCACUGCUGGCAGAAGGAGCGCAACCACCGGCCCAAGUUCACAGACAUCGUCAGCUUCCUAGACAAGCUCAUCCGCAAUCCCAGCAGCCUGCUCACACUGGUGGAGGACAUCCAGGGAUUACCAGAGUCUCCAGGAGAUGUCCCUGAUUACCCAAUGUUCAUUUCCAUUGGUGACUGGCUGGACUCCAUCAAAAUGAGCCAAUACAAAAAUAACUUUUUGGCUGCCGGCUUCACCACACUGGACUCUGUCACCACCAUGAGCAUCGAAGAUGUCAGGCAAAUUGGAGUUACAUUGAUUGGACACCAGAGACGAAUAGUCAGCAGUAUACAGACUCUGAGACUGCAGUUGCUCCAAGUUCAAGAGAAGGGAUUCCAUGUAUGAGAUUGUAAACAAGACAAUACAAGCCUGUGCCUCAGCCAUCUUCCUCACAAGCAGACUUACGUUCUUAGCAGGUGCAAGGCGGCACUUUUCCUGCAGACAGUGGACUGGCUUGCUUACUUCACGUGUGCAACCUCAGUUACCAAGACUGCUUGUUUUACAUCCAGCAGCUUCUGACUGACAAUAGAGCCUGAACUUCGGCAGACUGGCAUGUCAAAAGGAAAAAAAAUAAGUAAGUCUUGUUUGCAGUAAAAGUAUGUCUAUACCAAGCAACAGUAUCAGUAUUUAGAACUGUAGAUUUGAGAACGUAAUCUACAAUUAUUCUCCAUGUUUUGUGACCACGUAGCUGCUAACAGAUGUGCAAUCUGAAGGAUUGUCCGUAAUAUAAAUUAUUUUAAGGUUCAACAAGUAAACAUCAUGAGGCAUCUUGCAAAUUUAUUUGAUCCCAGACGUUCUGGUUUGCGUAUACUUGAAAAGUAAGGAGAGAUGAUGUUGAAGAAUGUUAAUGACUUUGAAGUGUAUAGUCCAUUUAUCAAUUAUAAUCUAAAUAUAUUUAUAUGUGCAGUCCUGUAUGUGAGAGCCCUAGUAAAUGUUAUUUUUAUUUUCUUAUUUAAAUCAGCAAUAUAUGCAGUUUCAGUGACAAAUAUGGGAGAAAAAAUGAGUACUGUAGGCCCUACACUUUCUUAUUUAGCAAUGGACGUUGAGAGUAGAGCAGUGGCCUCAGCCAGCGGCUGUUCAGAGUGUAGUAGUCAUGGCCAACGUGAGAGUACAGUGUUUGCUGUAGUCAUGGAGCUUUUCCCUUGUGGAUAUGUAAUGUGCAGUAACGAGAUCUAAAUGUCCAUAUAUAGAGGGUCAUGUGUACAUAAUCUGGAAAAUUUUGAACCGAAAAUAAUGUCAGCAUACAAGAUUCAAGAGGGAGUUCUGUUCAGGCAUCCAUACAACACCACUUCAGCUGGGCACCCUAUGUGGUCCUGCCCAUCACAGACAACAACGGAGUUGGAAACAAAAUAGUAGAAGCCAGGCAGCAAGAUGCCCACCUCUGGAAUACAUCAGAACCUGAGACCGUGUCCCAUCCUCCCCACCGCCCCAACAGAAGAGGAAGCGUGCCAUAACCCCCCACGUGUCCACAGAUGACCGCCACAUGUCAUGGAUUACAUGGACAACACUUACAUACCUCUGCUCCGCGGCAGCAGGAGCCCACUCACCGCGGGAGAAGUCCGAGGUCUCUGAACUGUGCUAGCUGACCCAGCGGGGUGAGGAGACAUUGUUUGGCAUGUCGCUGCUGAGCAAAAGGAGACCGCUAGUUGUUUUGUACAAAGUACAAGUAAUUACUAAGUCUUGCAUUUUAUUUUUCUAUGAUUUCCAAAGAGACAUUGUAGAUCUUACACACUGUAAGAGCUGGAUGAUGAGGAUAUUUAUUUGCAAAUAAAGGUGAACAUUUCUGAUGGUGACAUGACUACCAUCUAAAUGCAUCAUUGUUAGUAUGUCACUGUAAAAUUAUAUUAAGGUAUAGCCAGUGGGUGUGACCCUUCAAAAAGGUGAGUAACACUUAGGUGAUUAAAUUCCCAUGUGAAUUAUCUGCUGUAAAGUACAUUUGUAGAUGUUCAUGUGCUUUUAGUAGACUCCAUCCAGGGCCCUUUUGAUGUCAACAGAAUGGGAAUCUUAGAUCUAGCAUCGCCCUCUGGUGGAGAUAAAUUGUAAAAGUUGCAGGCAGUAGGGUACUGUUCAUUUGCAUUAACUCCUCAUUCAUACAUUUGCUAGUUGAUUUGUUCAUUAAAGUAUUUAUUUCUAAAAGAUUUAAAGCUUGAGUUGAUUAGACUGCUCAAACCACUAUGCUGUACAUGCCUUUUAUGAAUGUGAUAAAAAAAAAAAAUUGUCAGGUAUUCUGAAGAUACAAAACCGUAUGAGACACUAGACACCAUAUAACACACUGGGUAAGAGAUUGGGAUAUGAAGUUCUGCCAGUGUUGCAGAUUGUUUCUAUAUCGGCUUUCGUCUUUUGGUUUCUUUUUGCAUCUCUCCUUCUUGACACAAAACUAUCUCUGGACACUAUGCAAACAUUUCGCUCACAGAGCAGUGCUGUCCGUCCAGAAAUGUUGUAACAUGUUGUGAACUUCAAAUUAUUUUUGUCAUUGGCUUCCACUGAUGAAUAAAUUCGCCUGUAUCAAUA
This is a messenger RNA of Alosa alosa (allis shad), 5716 nucleotides long. RefSeq names its product ephrin type-A receptor 6-like. Gene Ontology annotation, molecular function: ATP binding; transmembrane-ephrin receptor activity; protein binding. The transcript has 17 exons. The record is from RefSeq and is a predicted model, not a curated record. Bases 587 to 3550 code for a protein of 987 amino acids. Gene Ontology annotation, cellular component: plasma membrane; neuron projection. Lineage: Eukaryota; Metazoa; Chordata; Actinopteri; Clupeiformes; Clupeidae. Gene Ontology annotation, biological process: cell surface receptor protein tyrosine kinase signaling pathway; protein phosphorylation; axon guidance.